AUGAACGAAACAUUGGCGGAAGACAGCUGCAUCACCUCCAAGGCUCUCAAGACAAUGGGAAAGAAACCGAUAUUCCUACCUGGAAAACCAGCAUCGAAUCAGUGGCGUAAAAUUCAGCCUUCAAUGAGGAGGUGCCAUAUCGGAGAUACAUGUGAGAAUUACUUUGUUAUGACAGGAAAACUUGUUCCGACAGAGAGAAAGGGAUCUGUUCAAUUACCAGGAGAGCUCGCUGCUUCAGUUUAUCAAAUGAUGCAAGAAGAUAAAUGGACAAUUUUCUGGCACCCAACGCGACUCACUGAUCUGACUACGUCCGCAAUUCAGUCUGUUAUAUGUGCAGCUCUGAAUUCACGACGUCGCCUGCUCUUUGUGAUAGGCGUGGCUAGCAAUAGUAAACUUUAUCAAUUGUCAUCUGGCCGUAUUUUCUAUGUCAAUCGUGGUUCCGUUGUACGGCACUUAUCUUUCAAUGAUGCUUAUAAUAUGUUACUUCGACGUAAAACUGAAGUUAAUAGGGUUUCCGAAAACCAACCCAACAAAAUGCGAGUCCCGGUGCCAUGUCUAAGAGGAUCCGGUACGAUCGAUUCUUCGUUACUCAAACGAGUGUUUCUGUUUGGUUUUCCUGGAUUUGUUGUUGGACUACUGGCAUACGACUACCUGCCGAAAAUGUUACGGAACUAG
Molecule: messenger RNA, 675 nt
Organism: Angiostrongylus costaricensis
Lineage: Eukaryota; Metazoa; Nematoda; Chromadorea; Rhabditida; Metastrongylidae
Source: the annotation of a GenBank genome assembly